AUGGUGAAAACUCCAGCUUUAGACCCCAGCACCGGACAGGGUUUCGUGGCAACGCAGCGGGAGGAUUCCUACACGGCGAUUGACCCUUUGCAGUGGGACUUCACCGGCCGACACGUGCUCAUUACUGGCGCUGCUCGGGGCCUUGGACGAGCCGAAGCCAUCUCGUACGCCCGAGCAGGAGCAUCGGGAAUCGUCCUCCUCGACAUCCUGGACUCUAAACCUGUCGAAGCGGACCUGCUGGUAGCGGCGAAAGCAGCGGGGCGCGCUGAGCCGAAGCUCCUCUCCCUGAGGGUGGACGUGACCGACGAACAAUCGGUAGCAGAGGCGGUCAAAGCGGUUUCUGACGCAUUCGGCAGCCUGGACAUCGUGGUCAACAAUGCCGGCGCCAUCACCUACGUGCCGAUCCUGGAGACGGAUGCCGCGACGUGGUGGAAGUGCUGGGAGGUCAACGUCAAGGGACCCUUUCUGAUCGCCCGUGGCUUCCUUCCGCUGCUCUUCAAGGGUCGCGAGAAGACCAUCGUCGUCUUAUCCAGCGUCGGCGCUCAUUUCACGUUGCCCGGCGGCUCGGCCUACGAGACGUCCAAACAGGCCGUGCUCAAGCUCAACCAAUACCUCACCCUAGAGCACCAGUCCGAAGGCAUCCUGGCUUACGCCAUCGCGCCGGGCGGCGUCCUGACGGAUAUGGCUAAGGGGUUCCCCCAGGAUCUCCUCAAUCGCCUUACGGACACGCCGGAGAUGGUGGCGGAUACGUUGGUGUUUUUGACCAAGGAGCGCCGGGAGUGGUUGGCGGACAGAUACAUCGACUCGCGGUGGGACGUGGAAGAGCUGCUGCAGAAGAAAGAUGAGAUCGUCUCCAAGGAUUUGUUGAAGGUCAGGAUGGCUCUAUGA
This is a messenger RNA of Exophiala xenobiotica, 888 nucleotides long. RefSeq lists its product as uncharacterized. The coding region runs from base 1 to 888 and encodes 295 amino acids. The transcript is spliced from 2 exons. The record is from RefSeq and is a predicted model, not a curated record. Gene Ontology annotation, molecular function: oxidoreductase activity, acting on the CH-OH group of donors, NAD or NADP as acceptor. Lineage: Eukaryota; Fungi; Ascomycota; Eurotiomycetes; Chaetothyriales; Herpotrichiellaceae.